GUGUCUUUGCUUAACAAUGAAAUGAGCUGUAAAGGUGCAGCAGGGCAGAGAGAAAGAGGGCAGAGAGAAAGAGGGCAGAAAGAUUUGCCCCAAUCCCACACUGGACGUUUCACUUGGAUUAUUAUUGUAUACUAUUAAACUUUUUUGGGGAAACUCUUGUUAUUAAUCAGCUCCACUUGACCAUGGACAUCGAGAAGGAAGUAAAGAAGAUAACCCUGGGCCAUGAGAUCGGAGCCGGAGCAGCGUGUCUGAAAUGCAAGGACAAGUGUGAGGGCUUUGAGCUUCACUUCUGGAGAAAGAUUUGUCGCAACUGCAAGUGCGGGUUAGAAGAUCACGAUGUGCAGCUGCAGUCGGAAGAGAACCAGAAAGUGGGGCGGCUUUUCGAAGACACCAAGUACACGAGCCUAAUGGCCAAGCUGAAGAGGGACGGAGUUCCUUCGUACCAAGGCAGCCAACUCACCAUAACCAUCAGCACGCCUGCUAUUGGGGCCGCUGUACCUGUUGCAGUGGCUGGUACGGCAGGUACAGUAAGCCCUGUCUAUUCCCAAGGUGUCCCCGGAUACGAUGCUCCCUCUGUCCCUCAUAAGGGUGCUCCCACUGCUGCAGGACAUGGCGCCCCCGCUGUCCACGGCCAGGGCGCCCCCGCUGUCCACGGCCAGGGCGCCCCCGCUGUUCACGGCCAGGGCGCCCCCUCUAUCCACGGCCAAAGCGCCCCCUCUGUCCACGGCCAGGGCGCCCCCUCUGUCCACGGCCAGGGCGCCCCCUCUGUCCACGGCCAGGGCGCCCCCUCUGUCCACGGCCAGGGCGCCCCCUCUGUCCACGGCCAGGGCGCCUCCUCUAUCCACGGCCAGGGCGCCCCCUCUGUCGCUCACAAGGGUGCUCCAUCUGCUACAGGCCAGGGUUUCCCCUCUGUUCCUGGUGGCUCCAUUGCUACAGGUCACGGUAUCCCUUCUGCUCCCUCUGUUGCUGCUGCAGUCACUCCUGCUGCUGUGGCAGCCAAAAAGGAUGUGGUCAAAGCUGUUACGUAUGAGUGGGCUCCUCCAGGGGUUAAGCAGAAGUUGGCUCUGCAGUACAUGGAGCUGCUACCACCUGAACGGCGGCCCAUAGCAGGCACUCAGGGAGCAGAUUAUCGCAAGAAGCAGAUGGCCAAGCAGCUACCUGAACACGACCAGGACCCAGAACUCUGUCACGAGCUCUCGCCUGCUGAGGUCAAACAAAUGCAGCAGUACGUGCGCAAGUACAAGGACGAGGCUCUGGGUAUCGGAGACCUGACCCUCCCGGAAGAGUUCGGCUCUCACGCAGGCAUCGGAGUCGACCCUGGAGCACCCAGGGACCAGGGCACGGGCGCCGUUGGGAAGGUCGGGAUCCCAGGGGCAGUGGGGGCUGGAAGUGGGGCAGGUCCUGCUGGGAAAUACGCUUGUCAUCACUGCCACAUGAACAUGAACCACGGCGACCCGGCCGUUUACGCAGAGCGCGCCGGCUACGACAAGCUGUGGCACCCGGGAUGCUUCGUGUGCUGCACCUGCAACGAGCUGCUGGUGGAUAUGAUCUACUUCUGGAAGAAGGGCAAGCUGUAUUGUGGCCGACAUUAUGGAGACAGUGAGAAGCCACGAUGUGGGGGGUGUGACGAGCUUAUCUUCAGUAAUGAGUACACUCAGGCUGAGGGACAGAACUGGCACCUGAAGCACUUCUGCUGCUUCGACUGUGACUGUGUUCUUGCUGGAGAAACCUACGUCAUGGAGAACGACAAGCCUGUGUGCCAACCCUGCUACAUGAAGAACCACGCUGUGCACUGCGUGUCGUGUAAGAAGCCGAUCGAGCCCGAGGCGCAGCGCGUGUCCUUCGGUGAGCAUCACUGGCACGCAGAGCCUCAGUGUUUUCAGUGCUCCGGCUGCUCCAAGUGCCUCGUGGGUCAGCGCUUCAUGGCCCUGCAGGGGAAACUUGUCUGCUCUGUCGAGUGCAAGAAGAAGGUCCUGGCACCUUAGGAAAACAUCUUCAGAGCUACACGACCAAGAACUCACUUCAUAACCACUGUUUAUAACCACUGGUUCAAAUUGUGCUGUUUUUUUUACUGCACACUUCUUCUUCUUCUUCUUCUUCUUCUUCUUCUUCUUCUUCCUUUUGAUUCCGCGUUAGCCGAAUAACAUCGUUAACAUUCACAAAUUCUUCAAAGCCGUGGUUUUGCAUGCAGCAGAAUGCAGGUAGGAAGAGAGACAGUAAAUGGAAAACAGCUCUGAGAGAGAGAGAGAGAGAGAGAGAGAGAGCGGCUUCGGCAACAAGCCAAGACUCCGCCCACAAACUGUACAUCAUCUCCAAGGUCUCCAUCCUGCUGCUGUGACACGACCGCAUUGUUCCAACAAUCUAAAUGACUGUCAUUUUGCACUUUAUUUCUCUUUCUUUUUCUUUUUUUUUUUAAUUUUCUCUGUUUUGAAAAGUAAUAAAUAAAUUGCACCAGAAA
This is a messenger RNA of Tachysurus fulvidraco (yellow catfish), 2458 nucleotides long. RefSeq names its product testis derived transcript (3 LIM domains) (gene tes). The transcript has 7 exons. The record is from RefSeq and is a predicted model, not a curated record. Gene Ontology annotation, molecular function: zinc ion binding. Lineage: Eukaryota; Metazoa; Chordata; Actinopteri; Siluriformes; Bagridae. The coding region runs from base 183 to 1985 and encodes 600 amino acids.